This is a messenger RNA of Drosophila serrata, 888 nucleotides long. Its product is annotated as phenoloxidase-activating factor 2. Gene Ontology annotation, molecular function: serine-type endopeptidase activity. Gene Ontology annotation, biological process: proteolysis. The record is from RefSeq and is a predicted model, not a curated record. Lineage: Eukaryota; Metazoa; Arthropoda; Insecta; Diptera; Drosophilidae.
AUGCGCUUUGCCGAGAAGCAAACUCCAGCGUACCGAAUCCAUACCAGUGUCGGUGCUCCAUUGCACUGCGGUCAGAGCUAUCCAAAUGGACUGUACAGCCAGCAGCAAGUGGCUACUAAUCAGGCACAUCCUUACGAGUUUCCCUGGAUUGUGGCGUUCUUUGAGCGGCAAAUAUUUUUGGGUGGCGGCUCCUUGGUCACCGAGAAUUGUGUGCUGACCGUCGCUCACCUGCUGGUCAACAAAACAAAGGAGUCGUUGGUAGUCAAAGCUGGGAUUUGGGACUUGACUGCCCCUAACAGCCGCUAUGUGGAGCAAAGGAGAGUGGCACGGAUCGUUCUGCAUUCGGAGUUUGAGUACUUCAGGCAGUCUGGGGCAAACAACUUGGCGCUGAUCGUCCUAGAGUCUUCGUUUCAGGCGAAACCUCACAUCGGAUUCAUCUGCCAGCCCGUCCCAGAGGCGACCUUUGAUCACCAACGCUGCUUGGUAUCCGGUUGGGGUAAACUUACGCAAAAGGAUACGGAGCUUUCGCACCGUCUAAAGAGAGUUUCCCUGUCCAUUGUGGAUAGGGCUACGUGCCAGGUUCGACUGAGGAGAACAAGCCUGGGCAGGGAAUACCAGCUCCAUCCCAGUUUAAUCUGCGCGGGCGGAGAGAGGGGCAGGGAUGCCUGCAAGGGCGACGGCGGAUCUCCAUUGAUGUGUCCCAUAGCCGGGCAUCCCACGCAAUAUGAGUUGGUUGGCGUUGUCAACAUUGGCGUGGGAUGCGGUCAGCCUGAUGUACCUGGUCUAUACACUAGCGUUGCACAGUUGAAGCCGUGGAUAGACAAUGUCCUAAACGAUGACACAAAUUCGGCUUUCAAACCAUUUCCCACAUACGAUGUAAUAUUGUAA